This is a messenger RNA of Necator americanus (New World hookworm), 1035 nucleotides long. RefSeq lists its product as uncharacterized. The transcript has 7 exons. Gene Ontology annotation, biological process: regulation of DNA-templated transcription. The record is from RefSeq and is a predicted model, not a curated record. Lineage: Eukaryota; Metazoa; Nematoda; Chromadorea; Rhabditida; Ancylostomatidae. The coding region runs from base 1 to 1035 and encodes 344 amino acids.
AUGCCGGCGUCUGCUACUGCUACGCCGGCAGCGUCCAAACCCGUGAAAACAGCAGUCAAGCUGAAUAAAGAGGUUCCCACUAAGAAACCGAACCAGGAUGCGAAUAACCCGAGCACCUCCAGCGGCAACAAAUCGACGAUUAAUCGUCAAAAAGCAGCAUCAUUGCGGAUUGCACGGGCUCUUGCAAUGUUCGAUUCAUUCGAUAGAAGCUAUCACAAUACAUACCGUCAAAACAUUACGGACAUUCAACACAGUCUCGUCGAACGCAUAGACAGCCUGGUUAAUUCGUUGGCAGCGUUGUCUCCUAGUACUUCAAGUUUGCCAAACUGUGAUGACUCUGUGCGAUUAGAGCAACGACGAGAAGCGAAUCGAUCCUUAAACGCACAUUUGGUGUGUUUACAAAGUGCAUCUUGUGCUGCAAGGGAUAUAGCAGCGCAACAAGCUGCAGUUGCUUUCGAAGAAAUAAAGAAACAUCGGCCACUUGAAAUCAAAGAGAAGCGUGGUAAAGUUACUAAGAAGGAACGAAAGGAGAAAGAAGCACCUUCAACGUCAAAGGCAGACAGGAGUGCUCAUCGUGAGAAAGCUCCAUCAUCAAAGGCACAUGGACAAGCUACAAAUCAAGUAGAUUCUAUUCCGGAAACACCAGUUACCACGAACAACCGUGUAGGUAAUAAACGCCGAGCCACACAGACACCAACAUCGGCUCAUCCUGCAGAGAAAAAGCCUAAAAAAGAGAACGGUGUGAAAAAAAGAACUAGCAAUCGGUUGAGCAAAACCCCGCGUGUGAAGGCUAAAGAAGAAGAUGAACCUACAUACUGCUUUUGCAGUCGAAUUUCUUUCGGCGAGAUGAUUGGAUGUGACAAUGACAAAUGCGAGAUCGAGUGGUUUCAUUUUGAGUGCAUUGGUCUCACCACUAAGCCAAAAGGGAAAUGGUUCUGUCCGAACUGUCGACAUCCAGACAGUGCACGAAUGCCAAAAGCAGCCCGAGUCAUAAACUCGAAUAAUCGGAACACAGCAGCAGUCGAGAAAGUCUAG